This is a messenger RNA of Phragmites australis (common reed), 1448 nucleotides long. RefSeq lists its product as uncharacterized. NCBI's taxonomy places the organism in Eukaryota, Viridiplantae, Streptophyta, Magnoliopsida, Poales, Poaceae. The coding region runs from base 117 to 944 and encodes 275 amino acids. The record is from RefSeq and is a predicted model, not a curated record. The transcript has a single exon.
CACCAGACCUCUCUCUCUUUGUGUGUCGGCCUGGCCUCUGCAUCUCCUCCCGCGCAGCCCCCGAGAUCACAAGUGCAGUGGUAACUAAUGGCAGGGGCGGCGGCGAGGAGACGGCAAUGAUGUGCGGCAGGCACCCGUACGAGGGCGUGGUUGGCGUCUGCGCGCCGUGCCUCCGCGACCGCCUGCUCGCGCUCGCCGCCGCGCAGAACGAGGCCGCCUCGCUGCCUCCGCCUCCGCCCCUGCAGCCGGAGCCGGAGCCGGAGCUGCUGUUCCCGAGGUCGGUGUCGCCGUACGUCUGCCGCCGGAACUCCGACGCCUCAGGGGCGCGGGGGCGCCCGCCGGGCCUCCUCUUCUUCCGGACGCCGCAGGUGGGGCCCGCGUACGGCGGCGGCGCUGGCUUCGAGGAAGGCGACAUCGGGUUCCAGAGGCGGCGCAGCGGCAGAUUGUCCGUGCUCGCCGCGCUCUUCGGCGGCCACCAGUCGCACAGAUCGGAUUCGGAGGAGAAGUGGAAGCACCGGUCUUGGCUCGCCGGGAUCAUGCCCCGCGGCCGCCUGAAGAAGGAGCCGGAAACCGCUCCGCCGCGGCGCUCCUGCCGCGCGAUCAGCAACCGGGGGCUCUCGCCGGUGAGGUACGCUGACGGAGACAGUGAGGAGAGCACCUCCCCGGCGGAGUCACCGUGGCUACCUUCUCCGUCGCCGAUGCGAAAAACCCCCGGCCGUCGCCGUCCGGGAGGUGCCGUGUCCGGCGUGUCGGGGUUCGCGGUGUGCAUCAGCCCGCUCGCGCGGCCCAGCCCGGGGCGGCACCACCGCGGAGGCCACCCGCCGGACGCUCCCGCGGCCAUCCCCUGCGAGCUUCGCCCGCCACCGCUCCGCCAGCUCACCUCCGGCACCUCGCUCCCCCACUGCCGCUCCUGGAAGCUCGCCGACGGCGGCCGCUUCCGGUGAUCUCAGUUCCUUCCCCUUCAUUUAUGUUUCCUUUUCACCAUUAUCCCAGGGCAUACAAGCAAUUUUAUAUGAAAAAAGAAUUUACCCCUCGCAAGCUGUUCCACUGACACGUGGGCACCGACAUUUCCAAAGGUGCUGCUUGUCAGUUGAACAUGUUGCAUGCUGAAAAAAAUGAGCCUCCCGUGCUCAAUGUUCAUGUAUAAUUUUGCUUAUUUUUUUGCUCGAAUUUAUAUUGCUUUUUAAGAUUCUCUGAUCAAAUAGAUUAGUACUAUUAAUGUUGUGUCUGGUAGGAAUUAAAUGGUGGAAUUAUGAAUGGGAGAUCUGAACUCUGAACUCUGGUCUAGUUUGAGGAGAGAGUAGCGAUGUAGUGGUGUGUCUACUGGAGCAGGACUGCUGGUAUCACAAUUUUCAUUUCAUAUCAUAUCAUGAACCCUUCAUGAUCUAAUAAGCCAAUCAUGCAUAAUUCAGUUGGUUCAGUGGAGGCCUGGGACAAGUUUGGGUUAG